Messenger RNA from Peronospora farinosa, 2394 nucleotides. Lineage: Eukaryota; Oomycota; Peronosporomycetes; Peronosporales; Peronosporaceae. The record is from the annotation of a GenBank genome assembly.
AUGGAGUCGGCGGAUGCCGCCUUGUCGUCGUCUCUGGCGGUACAUGUAGGGCCCGACAACAUCCGCUCGCUUAUUCUAGAGAAAGAGAAGGAGUUGCACGAUAUUAACGAGUAUCGUAUUCGUACACUAGAGACGCUAUUGCGUGAUAAAGAAACAGCUGCUAAUGCAGCGAAACAAACGCUCAUCAAGUUGCAAGAGGAUUUCAUGUAUAAAUUGAAGCUUUUAGAACGUCGUAACGAAGAAUUGGCGUUAAAUGACGUCAUUUUUACGUCGCUGAAGAACGUUCUGAGGGAUAAAGAGACGGAAUUACAUGAGGUUCAAGCAAGAGAAAAGAAGAUACAGAUAAAACUGAAUCGUGUCAAGGAACAGAGAGAUGAGCUGAAGAUUCAGUACCAGCAAAAGCUGAGAUAUGUUCGAGCUCAGGUAAAAAGUGCAAAGUGGAAAUUUGAAGACAAAUUGAAACAUCAACAGAGAGUUAUGGAGAUUCCGAGCCGAAGGGUGAAGAAGUUAUUGAGAGAGAAGGAGAAGGAGGUUAAAAGACAACGGAGAGAGUGGACAAUGACGUUUGACGACGUCAUGAGACAGAAGGAGAUGGCGUCUGAACGAGAAAACAAAGAGCUACAGAUGAAAAUGAGAGCAUUAGAGAUGAAGAACGAGAUGAUGGUACAAAAUACAGAUGUACAAUGUACAAGAGUUGAAGAGUUGAAGACAAAGAAUGAAAAGCUGGAGAGGAUGAUACAGGAGAAGGAUAAGGAAAUAACGUUGUUGAAGUCGACGGUGACGGAUGUAAAAACCAUGAAAGAAGCUAAAGUGGGAGAGUUGGAAAGUGAAGUGGUAAAGCUAACGGAGAUGAAGCAGCAACUUACAGGUGAGUAUGAAAGCAAGAUAGCGGAGCUCUCUCUAUUGCUGAGUUCUGUAGAGAAGUCUUUUGUGCAGCAGAAGACACAGCAUGAUGAGGAACUGCGAUCUCUUUUGGAACGGAAACAAAGCGACAUGCAGGAAGCGAGUGCUAGAAGCGAAGCAAUGCUAAAAGCACUUAUUGUAAGAUUGCGUGAAAGUGAGGAAAAGGUGGAGGCUUUGCAAGCUGAGCUGAUGUAUGCCAAGAAGAAUGCAGAUGACAAAAUUAUAGACAUGGAACGUGAGAUCAAACGUGUAAGAAGUGCACUGCAGGAACUUGAAGAAAGGGCUCAAACGCUUCAGAAAAUAUCGCAAGAGUCAACUAGCCAAAUAGCUUUACUCAAGGAGAAAGACAUGACGCUGCGUCAAGAACUUAUGGAGAGUAUCGAGAAACAGAAAGAUUUGCAACGCGAGGUGGUGGCAGUGAACUUGGAAUGGGAAAACCGAUGGCAAAAGCAAAAGCAACAACUGGACGAGCAGCACGAGCUGCAUCUCCGUGAACUGCAACAUGGAAGAGAUGAGAAGCACGCAGUAGAAGAGCGGCUGCUUUACGCUGAAAAUGAAGUGCAGUGGCUGCGCUCUGAAUUGUUAUCACUGAAGGUCAGCGCAGGUAUUACGGAUUCUUUCGACACUCAGUGUUUAGCGUCUGCGGCCAAUUUGGCUGCCAAGAUGUCUUCUGAGUACGCACCAGCCGUUAGAUCAUCUCUUUGGAGCGAUGAUCCUGGUACACUUUCUUCCGGUGUGUCACUGCUGCUAACAGAAAGCCCAUUAUUGCAGCCCACAACAACUGCGGACACUUAUGUCAACGCGUUAGAGACAGAUAGCGCAAAGCUGCGCGAAUUGAUUCAACAAAUGAAGGAAUCACUGACCCAACAAGAAGAAGAGAUGGAGGUAAUUUCGGAGCAAGCUGGUGAGAGUCACAGCGCCUCCAAACGUGCUGAGCAGCAAGUGGAAACGCAGGAACGCGAUCUUGCGAUCGAGACACAACUAGACAAACACUCUAGCUCUGUCAGCAGUAUUGCUUUGCAGUUUGAGAGCUGUAAGCAGGAGCUUAUUGAAGCACAGCAAUCCGUCGAGACCAAAAGCAGGCAGAUUGUCGAGCUUGAAUCUCGGAUCCAAGAACUGGAGGUGAUGCGGACAGCAGAGUCACAAUUGCAAAGUAGGCAUGCUGUUUUGGAAGCUCAAAUAAUGGACCUAAAUCGGAAGCUUGGAGCCGCAAACUGUGAUAUUGAGCGUCUUGUCAGACAACGCUGUCAACUAAUGAAGCUAAGCAACCAACUGCGUGCUGAUUUGCGGCGGAGUGGCAGUUCUACAGGGUCGAGAUCAUCAAUAUCUCGAGUAGAAUUUGCAGGCAAGAAAGAUUACCAGAACUUAAUUGCAGAGCUCACACAGUCCUUGAAGGAUGUGCGGGUCCGCAACAAAGCACUGAAGAAGCACCUUCGUCGGAUGGUAAAAUUGCAAAUUCGGCUUCAGCAUAAACGAAUGUCUGUCGCGUAA